AUGUCUUUUGCAAUUCCUUAUCUAUUCAGAAGCAGCGCUAAAAAGAAAAGAGACAACAAUGCCACCACGCAUCAGUCAUUGCCAUCAACAACACCCGUAACUACAGGGAUUUUACCAACAACGACAGUCGAUUCCUCCUCGUCAGGCAUUAGCAGCGAUAGCGAUAGUAGAGAUCAACCUUAUCCAACAUUGGUUGCCAUGACACAGUCCAGAGGAACACCUUGCUCUCGGAAUCCUUCUCCAACUUCGUCAACAACCUCUCGAUCCCGCCCCACUUCCCUUGGAGCCCAUCCCACAAUGUCAUUAGAACCCGAAGAGUUGGACGAGAAUCGCUUCUAUCGUUACAUACGAUCUCACUUCAACUUGGUCUUCUCACGCUCCACUGUCGUCUGUAUCCCUCAUUCAAGAGCCGUGGAAGGCAUGAUACUCACCAAAGACUUUAUCGAGACACACUCGUACAAUCCAUCACCCUAUUAUCAAGGACAAUUCCAAGCAGCUAACGGCAAAGUGAUUUCUAUUGAACUUCCGAUCAUCAGCACUGUGUCAGGUUUCAAGGAUCCACGUGCAGUCUAUGUGAUGGCUGAGGAAUGGGUUUACAUUGGAAGGAAAAAGAUACGAGUCCUAUUGAUCGACAGAGCUUUGGAAGGUGAUCCUUUGCCUCCUCAACCACGAAGCCCGAAUACUCUCUCAAUCCCAACCGUGCGCAACUCGAAAACUGACCUUGAUUUUCUCAACAUGCUCCCAGAGAACGCUGAAGCAAUGUAUGAGCUACAAAUGGGCGUCCAAAAGUUUGUCAACACCUAUGUCUACAUUCGUGGAUUCAAUCAGUAUACCGUGGAUAAGAUCCAACACAUGUAUGGUAAAGCUUAUCGAACCAUUCUGCAAAAGAAUAGCCGAUUACGAGAAGCAUGUCGGAUCCAAGCUGAGCAUGAUCACUUUUUGGAACUAGUGGAAAACGUUGUCAUGGGGUUCCUGUACGAGAAGAUUUGGGUUCAGUCGUUGCGUGCUAUUUUGCAAUCUCAGGAUAACUACUUGGAUUCCAUAUGCAGGGCUUAUGCUCGGGAGACCAUCACCCUUGAUCGAUACCUUGUGAGCCAUCCUAUGGCCGAUAUGCCAUUAGAGUGCUUUGAGGCUGCUAUCGCUUGUCUUCGCCGAGUGGAUACCGAAACAGAGGGACCGAUUUCGGUGGAUGAUGACAGACUCGCUGCCCCAGUGCUGCAAAAUACAUCGGGUGAUCAGCUGGCAUUCACCCCAUUGGAAAAGCUUGCAUGUGUUCGUAUGACAUUGGACCUGAUCACCGCAGCCGUUUCGGAUUAUAUUCAAAGUACAUCCGUCACUAUGAUCAAAGAUGCCAAAGAAGAUGAUUCACCGGUGACAGCUGAUGAAAUGAUACCAUUGUUUGCAUAUAUCCUUGUACACAGCCGCAUUCCUCGUAUCGCUAGCCUCGCUUUUUAUAUGGAGCAUUUUCGCCUUUCUCUUAUUGAAAGAUCUGAGCAUAGCUUCGUACUUGUCACGCUCAAAGCUGCAUCGGAUUUUCUCAAAGCUGAUCCACUCUCCUUGCAUGAUGCUAAUUCAAGUGUAUCCACACUUUCGACAUCGUCAACUCCAACAGCACUUUCACCAAAAUUACAACAAAAUAUUCGAACACGAUCAACAUCCUUUGGUUCAUCUCCCGUCACCACUCCCCAAGCUAAUGUACCUGGUCCACAAAACUCAUUGCAUUAUCGAUCUGUAUCCAUGUCAUCAGCAGCUGGCACUCCCAGUUUACGGCAUCGUAAAUCACAAAGCGCCGAUCUCCAUAAUAUGGCAGUCGCCGACGCAGCAGCUGUAGAUGAAUAUGAUCGCACCAACAACAAUCGACGCAACUCGUUAACACCCAGUGUCAUUAUUCGUCCCAUUGUUGCCCAACAACAAAACAACAACAACAACAAUCGACGUAGCCUGGAUAUCAGCAAUGAUUGGAUGGUUGGAAAACAUUACCAACACCAUCAUCAAGCACCUAAAAUACCCACCAUCAGCCAUUCACGUCCUAUCAUCUCAACCACCUUUCCCACUAUCUCCAAUUCCACUCCGCUACCAGGUCUCAAUCAAAAGACAACACCAACAUCAUCAGCCGCAUCCUCGUGUCAUGGAGUACCAUCACCCACAGCCAUCACAUCCGAGAAUCGUAAAUUGGCACGCUCUCUCAGCUCCACAUCCUCACUUUAUUGCGGCCAAAAGAUCCACCAUCCCCCAGAAAUCAUCAAUCUACGCAGCAAAGGCCGUCCUGCAUCAAUUUGCAUUGAUCCCCGAUCGAUGCAUCAGGAUAAGGAGGAGGAUGAAGAGGAUGAUCUUGGUGACUUUCUUCGUGGAUUACAAAGCGUGAAUGCUGAUAUCGUUGGAGAACGCUCAGGUGCCUAUCGUGCAGUUCGGCGGCUCUAG
Lichtheimia ornata is the source of this 2421-nucleotide messenger RNA. RefSeq lists its product as uncharacterized. The transcript has 9 exons. The record is from RefSeq and is a predicted model, not a curated record. Gene Ontology annotation, molecular function: SNARE binding; guanyl-nucleotide exchange factor activity. Gene Ontology annotation, biological process: early endosome to late endosome transport. The coding region runs from base 1 to 2421 and encodes 806 amino acids. NCBI's taxonomy places the organism in Eukaryota, Fungi, Mucoromycota, Mucoromycetes, Mucorales, Lichtheimiaceae. Gene Ontology annotation, cellular component: late endosome; early endosome; tubular endosome.